GCGAUGACCCUGAAUGGAGGAGGCAGCGGAGCAGGCGGGAGCCGCGGCGGAGGCCUGGAGCGCGAGCGCCGUCGGGGCAGCACACCCUGGGGCCCGGCGCCCCCUCUGCACCGCCGAAGCAUGCCGGUGGACGAGCGCGACCUGCAGGCGGCGCUGGCUCCGGGCGCCCUAGCAGCGGCCGGGACCGAGGCCCAGGGUCCAAGGCUGGACGGGCCAGAGGGCUCCUCUGACUCCCUUAGCUCGGGGGGCAGCGACUCAGACGAGAGCGUGUACAAGGUGUUGCUGCUGGGGGCGCCUGGCGUGGGCAAGAGCACUCUGGCCCACAUCUUUGGUGGCGUAGAGGAGGGACCUGAGGCGGAGGUCGCAGGGCACACGUAUGAUCGCUCUAUCAUGGUGGACGGAGAAGAGGCCUCCCUCCUCGUCUAUGACAUUUGGGAGCAGGACGGGGACCGCUGGCUGCCUGGCCACUGCAUGGCCAUGGGGGAUGCAUAUGUCAUCGUGUACUCUGUGACAGACAAGGGCAGCUUCGAGAAGGCCUCAGAGCUGCGGGUUCAGCUGCGGCGGGUGAGGCAGACAGACGACGUACCCAUCAUCCUCGUGGGGAACAAGAGCGACCUGGUGCGCUCUCGUGAGGUGUCCGUGGAUGAGGGCCGGGCCUGUGCCGUGGUCUUCGACUGCAAGUUUAUUGAAACAUCGGCCGCGCUGCACCACAACGUCCAGGCACUGUUUGAGGGUGUCGUGCGCCAGAUACGCCUUCGCAGGGACAGCAAAGAGGCAAAUGCACGGCGGCAGGCGGGUACCCGGCGACGAGAGAGCCUUGGCAAGAAGGCGAAGCGCUUCCUGGGCCGCAUAGUAGCGCGCAACAGCCGCAAGAUGGCCUUUCGCGCCAAGUCCAAGUCCUGCCAUGACCUCUCGGUUCUCUAGGCCCCACAGCACUCACUGCAGUGGGCAGACAGAUGGGCGGGUUGGUGGGCCGGUCCAGCCAAGCCGCCCUAGAUGCCUCAGGGCUGUCUCAGUCUCUGAACCCCUCAGAACUGCCAGUCGGGCAUCCCCCACCUCCCAGUCAUGGACAGACGGUGAUGCCCGGGGAUGUGGCCCCCAGAGGCCAGUGAGGGCUGGGCCCACAGAGAAGUGUGUGCAGGCCCAUGUAUGC
Molecule: messenger RNA, 1153 nt
Organism: Trichechus manatus latirostris (Florida manatee)
Lineage: Eukaryota; Metazoa; Chordata; Mammalia; Sirenia; Trichechidae
Gene: RRAD
Product: RRAD, Ras related glycolysis inhibitor and calcium channel regulator
Exons: 4
Coding region: 4-924 (306 amino acids)
Biological process (GO): negative regulation of high voltage-gated calcium channel activity
Cellular component (GO): plasma membrane
Molecular function (GO): GTP binding; calcium channel regulator activity; GTPase activity
Source: RefSeq, a predicted model, not a curated record